Molecule: messenger RNA, 1071 nt
Organism: Antechinus flavipes (yellow-footed antechinus)
Lineage: Eukaryota; Metazoa; Chordata; Mammalia; Dasyuromorphia; Dasyuridae
Gene: BAD
Product: BCL2 associated agonist of cell death
Exons: 4
Coding region: 170-643 (157 amino acids)
Biological process (GO): apoptotic process
Source: RefSeq, a predicted model, not a curated record
AUGCCAGGGGGUCAAGAGGCCGGCGGGGAGAGCGCUUCCCGAGUAGCCUUUGCUCAUUCCCCCAACCCCCCAGCCGCCCUGGCGGUCCGCCCAUUUUACAGAAGAGGGAACUGAGGCUUGGAGAAACACAGCUAAGGUGGGGCCGGAGGAUGCCUCCCACCCUGUGAGCAUGUUUCAGAUCCCCGAGUUUGAGCCGAGUGAGCCCGGAGAAGACCCUUCUGCCUCCACUGCCCCCAGCCUCGCCCCGCUCAGGCCAGGACACCGAGCAGCACCUGGAGCCCACCACCAUGAGGGCGCAGGCGCAGGCAGGCCUCGCCUGAUCUCCUACCCCCCACUUCGGGAGGGCUCCCGGGAGGCGAGCCCCGAAGCGGAGGUCGAGGCAGAGCGGUCCGAGGGGGAGGAAGAGCGCGGCCUCUUCCGGGGCCGCUCCAGCUCAGCGCCCCCUAUCCUCUGGGCGGCGCGGCACUAUGGCAGCGAGCUGCGCAGGAUGAGCGACGAGUUCCAUUGCACCUUCAAGGGACUUCCCCGCCCGAAGAGCGCAGGCACUGCGAGCCAGAUGCGUCGGAGCCAUGGCUGGACCCGCACCUUCCAGUCUUGGUUCGGGCGGAAUUUGGGGAAAGGGAGCGUCGGUCCUUCCCACUGACCCCCACCCCUUCCCCCUCUUAACACGCACCCCAUCCCUGAAGUAGUUUGGCGGCCAUGUUGGGUAAGGGCGGAAGUGCUCUGCCCCGACUUACCGGGGCCGAGAGCAGGCGUAAAAGUUCAGGGAAUCAGAGAGCCCGUGGCGUGACUAGGAUCUUGCCAGAGCCGUGCGAAUUCUUUGGGGAGCCAGGACGCCGGCAUCGCGACAGCGGGCAGGCUUUUUCUGCCCACAGCCAACAUGGUCGCCGGAAGAGGCUGCAACUAGACUUCCCGAUCCUCCCCUAACAAUCGGCUCGGGGGCGGGGCUUCGUUGCGCCUGCGCCGUGGUCAGAGCCGAGAUUAACCACUUCUCCCCCGGGGAGCUGCUCUUGUAGCAGACUCUAGGAUUUCUCUAUGUAAAAGUGGCAAUAAAAGCCGAGUCAUUUGUUA